Molecule: messenger RNA, 6927 nt
Organism: Penicillium riverlandense
Lineage: Eukaryota; Fungi; Ascomycota; Eurotiomycetes; Eurotiales; Aspergillaceae
Product: Acyl transferase/acyl hydrolase/lysophospholipase
Exons: 10
Coding region: 1-6927 (2308 amino acids)
Biological process (GO): secondary metabolite biosynthetic process; fatty acid biosynthetic process
Molecular function (GO): oxidoreductase activity; fatty acid synthase activity; 3-oxoacyl-[acyl-carrier-protein] synthase activity
Source: RefSeq, a predicted model, not a curated record
AUGAAGUACCCAACAUUGACUCCCGCACGCCAAUGUGAACCAGUCGCAAUCGUCGGCAUUGGAUGCCGAUUACCAGGGAAAGCUUCAUCCCCAUCCAAACUGUGGGAAUUGCUUGUUAAGAACGAGACGGGCCAUUGUGACGUUCCAUUAGAGCGCUACAAUGCAGCGGCAUAUUAUCAUCCGGAUGCCGAACGACCAGGAAGUAUCAAUUCGACCGGCGGAUACUUCAUCCAGGAGGACAUCCGAGCCUUCGAAAACGCGUUCUUCGGGAUCAACAACCUCGAAGCAACGUCCAUGGAUGCGCAGCAAAGGAAGCUACUCGAAGUGGCCUACGAGGCGCUGGAGAAUGCCGGUGUGCCGUUGGAAAGCGUCCAGGGCUCAAAAACCGGUGUUUAUGUCGGCAACUUCACCAACGAUUUCUUGAACAUGCAGUACAAAGACCCGGAGUACUUUUCCCGAUAUAGUGCCACGGGAUCGGGACUGACCGUGCUGGCGAAUCGGAUUACACAUUGCUUCGAUCUGCGUGGCCCGUCCCAUGUGGUCGAUACGGCUUGUUCAUCGUCCUUGUAUGCGCUGCAUUCGGCCUGUUUAGCCCUAGAUGCACAGGACUGUGACGCGGCCGUGGUGGCUGCUGCAAACCUCAUCCAGUCUCCCGAGCAGCAGAUGAUUGCCGUGAAAGCGGGGAUUUUAUCACCAGACUCGGUGUGUCAUACCUUCGAUGAAUCGGCCAACGGAUAUGGUAGAGCGGAGGGGGUGUCAGCCGUAUAUCUGAAGCGGCUCAGUGAUGCACUGAGGGAUGGAGAUCCCAUUCGCUCGAUUAUUCGAGGAACCUCUGUCAACGGGAAUGGACGAACACCAGGCAUUGUCCAGCCUAGUGUGGAAGGGCAAAAGGCCGUCAUUCGGGCGGCAUAUCGUCGAGCAGGUCUGGAUCUGGGAGACACAGACUACGUCGAGCGGAAGGCGCAUGGGACCGGCACCAAGGUCGGUGAUCCUAUGGAGGUCAAGGCCAUAGCCGAUGUUUUUCGUCAUCGGACGGGACGCCCGACCCUCGUUGGGGGCAUCAAGCCGAACCUUGGUCACAGCGAAGGCGCGAGCGGUCUUUCAAGCCUAAUCAAAGUCACCCUAGCGCUCGAAAAUGCGUUACUCCCGGCGACGGCCGGGAUUAAGGCCAUCAACCCGAGCAUCAAAUCAAAGGAAUGGAACGUGGACAUUGUUACUACCAAUCAAUCCUGGCCGGAAUCCCGAGUCCCACGAGCCUCGAUCAAUUCGUUCGGCUUUGGGGGUUCAAAUAGCCAUGCUAUUUUGGAAGCUGUGCAGGCGGACAUAUUGACCAACAGUUGUAGGGAUCCGCUGGUAGACGAAAAUGCAGAGAGGCUCUAUCUGUUACCUCUUUCGGCUCGAUCUGAGACGUCCCUCGGACGGAUGGCUAGUAACUUGGCUGAUUUCGCUUCCCACCCAGCUCGGACGAUUCGAAUAGAUGAUCUGGCUUUUACGUUGAGCUGUCGUCGCUCCAAGCUGGCUACUCGUGGCUUUUUCAUCGAAUCUCAAGCGAGCCUGAAUAGGGGGCUCAAUAUGGCGAGCCUGAAGCUGAGAGAUUCUGACAGCGAAGGACCAUUCCCGUUGGCCUUUGUUUACACCGGACAGGGAGCACAGUGGGCUGGAAUGGGCAAAGAGCUUUUGAGCCAUAGCCACGUGUUUAGAAAGACUAUAGGCUAUCUUGACUCUUGCCUCCGAGGCCUUGAUCCAGAACAUGCGCCCGCCUGGACACUGGAGGGUGUUCUGCGAGGUGAUGAAAGCUGUGAUAUUAGCGCCGCAGAAUUAUCGCAGCCACUGUGUACGGCGGUGCAAAUUGCCCUGACGGACCUACUCAAAGAUUGGGGUUCUCUGCCGGAGAUGGUGACAGGCCAUUCCUCCGGCGAGAUAGGAACAGCGUAUGCGGCCGGGGCUAUCGAUGCCCGGCAAGCCAUCAUAGCGUCCUAUUUCCGCGGAACUACUGUUGCUGAGGACUCCACCGAUGGUUCGAUGGCUGCUGUGGGUCUUGGGAAAGAUCAGACCGAGGCGAUAAUCGAGGAAUGUGCGUUGGGAGAGUCUGUUACCGUUGCUUGUGCGAACUCGCCAGAGAGCACGACCGUGAGCGGGGAUACAGUUGCCGUCAAUUAUCUUCUUGGGAUUUUCCAACGAAAGGAUAUCUGGGCUCGAAAGCUAAAGACCGGAGGCAAAGCGUACCACUCGCAUCAUAUGAAGAUUCUGGGGCCGAAAUAUGAGGCCUUACUCAAGCGCUAUUGGAAUACGGCUAAUGGCUACCACGAUGCAAAUGGCGCUGUGGAUGGUCCAGCGUCGUCAGUGGUCAUGGUUUCCACUGUGACUGGUGGGCUGGUGAGUACAAAUCAGGUUGGGGUGCCCGCAUACUGGCGUACAAACCUCGAAUCUCCAGUGCGAUUUGACGAGGCCAUUAAAACUAUCCUGGCGCGUGGCAGUUACCAUCUGGUAGAACUUGGUCCGCACUCGGCUUUACAGCUCCCCAUCAAGCAGAGUGCCUUGACACUCGAACAAAGUCGCUAUAUCUAUAAUUCCUCUCUCAUACGUCACCAAGAUGCUUGGUUGACUACCCUUCAGCUUGUCGGUUCACUGUUUUUACAUGGCCACGAUGAGCUUCAAUACCACAAGAUGUUUGCGGAUGAAACCCAGACCCGUGUCUUGGUUGAUUUGCCUCCUUAUCCCUGGGACUACAGUUCUCCCACCCUGUGGUCUGAGCCUCGCGCCAGUACCGUGUUCCGUCACCGCAAAUACCCCCCGACACGAUCUCCUCGGAUCCCAAGUGUCCGGGGGGAGUACCGCAGGAGUGACGUGGCGAAAUUGGUAUUCCCCGCCGCUGCAUAUAUUGCAAUGGCCGUCGAGGCUAUGUGCCAGGUUGCAGGUCUGCAGCAGGAAGAUUGUCCUGGUGUGGAACUUCGCAAUCUCAACUUCAUCAAGGCUCUGGACAUGGAUCCCGAGCGAAGGCCCAUGGUGGAGACCUUUGCCGAGAUGCGUUCGAUGAAGAUUUCCAACCUGGCGGAUUCAGAUAAAUGGUGGAGAUUCAGUGUUGUUUCGAUCGACAAUGAUUCCCAGGCGACCUUGCAUAUGCACGCGGCUGUCCGCCUAGCAGAAACCUCACCACGGACAACUCGACAGAUUAAGCUUGAUAGGUCAAAGAUGCAACAGGAUGCGGUCCGUGUCUGGUACGACAAGUUCACUCAAGAAGGGCUCAACUGGGGUCCUCAGUUUGCUGUCAUGGAGGAGGUCUUCCGAGAUCGCGCGCGCACGGCGCACGUAGCAGCAGCCACCACACAUCUCCAGCGGGGAGAAACGUUUGGUCAGUACAUUGCACAUCCGAUUUCCAUAGAUUCCAUGCUACAAACGGCCUUCAUUGCGACAACUAGUGGUUGGGUGAGUAAGCUCCGGGCUACGGUCCCUGUUGCCAUGGACUCGGUUUACAUCGCCCCUCCGUCGGCCCUCGAUAUGGAUACCGCCAAACCAUGGUGCAUUGACACCGAGUCGGAGAACGUAGGCUUUGGAACGGUAAAGAUCAAUGCAGAGCUAUUCAACUCGUCUGGCCAGGUCUUGAUCAGAAUGGGCCAGGCGCGUUGUAUUGCCUACCAAGGGAACAGGCAAACGGAAACCACAGAGCAACGCAAUCCUCUUGUGAGAGCUGCAUGGAAGCCGGAUCUACCUGCACUAACCAGUACGGGACUUGACGAGUAUCUGAACCGGUUCGCACAGAACUGCGGCUCUAAGGAAUUGGCUGAUGAGGGUGUGCUGCGCUUGGCUGGUGCCUUGGAUUUGGCCUGUCACCAGCGGUGUAAUAGCAAUAUCCUCGAACUUGGCGACCAAGCCCGAAUAGCGGAGGCUGUUCGUGGGCUCUUACGUGUCGACUCCUCUUUCGCAAGGUAUAACACUUAUUGUCGUGGGGUCUUUGCAGACGGCGAUCUAGUCGGCGCGGAAGUUUUCUCGGGGACUGCAGGCGAGCAGAAACCAGAGCGCCCAACGGGGAUUCCACAGGAAAGGAAAUUUGAUAUAGUUCUCAUCCCCUCGGUUGAUCUAUGGAUACCAGCCCUCUCCAGCAGGCUCGCACCGGGAGCAACUGUCAUCACGACGGCGGAUGCACUCGGUGACGUUGUCACUUGGACGAAGGUCAUCAAAGGAAGUGGUUAUUUUCCUGUGACAGUCGCGACUAUAGGCGGCCUGGCUAGCAAGGAAAAGGUUGAUAAAACCCCGACAGUCGUGGUGACCCGAGAUAACAACGUAACACGCCUAGACAUACAGCUCCAAAAGGUCUUACAAGAACAUUUAGGAUCCGUCGUCAAUAUUGUUGGUUUGUCCCAGGUCAGCCUCACGACCGUUCCGGACCGGUCAUUCGUCAUAUCCACACUAGAACAGCAGAAGCCUCUCCUGAGCAGGAUUGACAAGGGUGAGAUGGCACAGCUGAAAAGUAUUACGGAUCGGGUAGCCAAGAUCGUAUGGGUCGUCAAUGGCGGCUUCGUGGAUGGAGAAAACCCCGACUUUGCGCCAGUUCUGGGGCUCUCCCGUGCGCUCAUGCUCGAACAGCCUUCCCUCCAAUUUGCGGUUCUAGAUGUGGACGAUAAAUCAGCAUCAUCUCCCGACACCUUGCAGAACAUUGUCAGUGUUUUGGACCGACUGAUCCAUGAACCGGAGCCGGACUUCGAAUUCUCGCAACGAGACGGCGUCCUCCAUAUCUCUCGCUGGGAACCAGACGAGCGUCUCAACGAAACCUUCCGUCUCAAGCAGAAUAAGGAUACCAUUGGCCUUCCUCUAGCGACUGCCGGGCGUUGCGAAUUAGGUAUCAAGAACCCCGGACAAAUGGACACGAUACAUUUUGUGCACAAGGAGUAUACAACCGCCUUGCAUCCAGAUGAUGUGGAAAUCAGCGUGAAGAGUGUAGGUAUGAAUGCCAAGGAUCUGUAUGCCAUAAGCGCCAAGGUAGACACCAAGGAUGCAUCAUGCUCGUGUGAAUGUGCUGGUUUUAUCACCGCUGUGGGCGACAACGUUUCCGACUUCAAGACUGGUGAUCGUGUAGUUGCAAUGGCUCCCGGCCAUUUUGCAACCGUCGAGCGCUUCCCACAUUGGGCAGUGUGCAAAUUGACCGACGACGAAGAUUUUACGACAACCUCCACUAUUCCCAUUGUUUUUUCGACGGUCAUCUAUGGACUGAAGCAUCGGGCGAAUCUGCAGCCAGGAGAGUCAUUCCUCGUUGAGAAGUAUGAUCUGGAUCCAGCGCAUAUUUUUAGCUCGCGCGAUUCAUCCUUCCUCCCUGCCAUCAUGGAAGCCACUUCUGGUCAGGGGGUUGACGUGGUUUUGAACUCUCUCACCGGUGAGCUUCUACACAGCAGCUUUGAAGUAUGUGCCGACUUUGGCCGCUUCAUAGAGAUUGGGAAACGUGACAUCCUUGAUCAUGGCGUCCUGGACAUGUCCACGUUCGCCCGUAAUGUCUCCUUCAUGGCGUUUGACCUGUCCAAUCUCUAUCUCUCCAACAAGCAUGCCCACCAUCAACUCUGGAAAGCCCUGAUUGCAGAGAGUCUCGAUCUAGUAAGAUCCAAGAUCUGUGAGCCGUGUUUUCCAGUCAAGACAUUCGACGCGUCAGAUAUUACCGAUGCGUUCAGGCACUUCUCCCUAGGCACGCGACUGGGCAAAGUAACCGUGUCGUUCCAGGAUCCAAACAGUAAGAUACGGGUGAUUCCGACGAAGUAUGAAACCGCCUUUAGUGCCCAAAAGUGCUACGUCAUGGUCGGGUGCCUGGGCGGGCUAGGUCGCAGUCUUUCCAAGUGGAUGAUAUCUUGCGGUGCUCGACGGUUCAUCUUUCUGGGUCGAUCUGGUUCCGAUAGACCCGAGGCAAAGGAUAUAGUUGAUGAUCUACGGGCCCAAGGAGCCAACGUCACGGUGAUCCGGGGAGAUGUUUGCAAGUAUGAGGAUGUCGAACGGGCUCUGGAAUCCGCGGAUUGUCAUAUUGGUGGCGUAAUCCAGGCGGCCAUGGCACUCAGCGAGGCUCUCUGGAGUGAUAUGCCGCACAGCGCAUGGCACACCACCAUCGGCCCCAAGGUGCAGGGCACUUGGAAUCUUCACAAUGCGUUGGGCCAGGGUCGGGACUCCCAGCUGGACUUUUUCGUCACGACGUCGUCCAUCUCCGGGACCGUGGGCACGGCGACCGAAAGCAACUACUGCGCUGCCAACUCCUUCUUAGACGCUUUCGCCCGCUAUCGCAACCGUCUCGGGCUGCCGGCCAUCUCUAUCGGCUACGGGAUGAUUUCGGAAGUGGGAUAUUUGCACGAGCACCCCGACAUCGAGGCCCUCAUGAAGCGCAAAGGGAUCCACCCCAUCAACGAAGACGAACUGAUCCAGAUCAUGAACAUGGCCCUUGUGAACCAAAGACCAUACACGUGGGACAUCCGGUACGAUCAUCUCGCGGGCAGCCACCUUCUUACCGGGGUGGAAUUCAUCGGCCUCCAGGAGCAGCGGGAACGAGGAUUCGAGGGAGACAACCAUGUAUUUGCCGAUCCUCGAGCUGCAUUGUUCACUGCGUCCUUUGCCCGCCGCGCCGCAGGCGAGAGCGAGACGCACAGCGCGGCGGCGCAUCUCCCUGGGGAGAUCGCGCGAGCGCUGCGCGACCACCAAGAUACGGCAUCGAUCCUCGAUGCACUUCGGGCGGUUAUAUCGAAGAAGAUCUCCAAUCUCAUCCUUCUGCCGGAGAGCGAACUGGAAGCAGAUCGGCCUCUAGGCGAUUUCGGCUUGGAUUCUAUGCUGGCUGCCGAGUUUCGGACCUUUAUUUUCCGCACGUUCGAGGUCGACGUACCCUUCGUUGUGCUCUUGAAAAGGAGUACGACUGUGAAUCUCCUGACCAGCCUGAUUGCCCAGUGCCUGGAGACGAGUGCUUAG